This is a messenger RNA of Procambarus clarkii (red swamp crayfish), 488 nucleotides long. RefSeq lists its product as uncharacterized. NCBI's taxonomy places the organism in Eukaryota, Metazoa, Arthropoda, Malacostraca, Decapoda, Cambaridae. The record is from RefSeq and is a predicted model, not a curated record.
GGGGCAGCGCUUGUGUCCACCAAGCAGAAGGCGGCCAGGACAGUCAACACUGACACUCCUGAACCAUGAAGACCCUGAUCAUUGUUGCCGCCCUGGCCGCCUUCUGCUUGGUGGACACAAGCGCUGCUCCUGCCCCAGAGGCUGAGCCCGGUUACUUUGGUGGCUUCGGAGGCUUUGGAGGUUUCGGUCGUGGCUUCGGGUUAGGAUAUGGAGGAUACGGAGGCUAUGGAGGAUACGGAGGCUUCUAUCGUGGAAAGAGGAGCGCUGAUCCAGCUGCUGAGCCUGAAGCUAAUCCAGGUUACCUCGGCGGCUUUGGAGGCUUAGGAGGCUUCGGGCGGGGCUUCGGUGGCUUUGGAGGCUUCGGCAGAGGAUAUGGAGGUUAUGGAGGCUAUGGAUAUUAUGGUUGAACACCAGCUGUUGUCAGCUGAGCCUUCUAUUUGUUUACUGUGACUAAAUAUAUACAAUAAUAAAAACAUAUCGAGCAUAAA